AUGAACACAAUAAAGAAAAGUGAAUAUGAUAAAGAAUAUUACCAAAAAAAUAAAGAAAAGAAGGAUGAAAAUAAUCGAAAUUACCGAAAACAAAAUAAGGAAAAGCUAAGUGAAUAUAAUAAAGAUUAUUAUAGAAGGAAUAAAAGUGAAAGAAUUCAAAAUAAGAAAGAUUACUACCAAAAUAAUAGGGAAAGGAUACUGGAAAAACAGAAAAUGGAAAGGAUAUUGGAAAAACAGAAAAUAUAUUACCAAAAUAAUAAGGAAAAGCGAAAUGAAAACGCGCGAGAAUAUUACCGGAAAAGGAAAAACGUUCAAUCUGAUAAUAAUGAAGGGAUUUCAUUUGUUAAUCCACAGACUGGCGAUUUUAGUAAUAAAGGUAAACUACCAAUUGUUUGCGAGGAGAGUUCUGAGGAAGAAAAUCUUUUUAAUGAAGGGGAGGAGGAAGAAUACAAUAAUGGCGAGGAUGAGCAAAAUCAAAUCGAGGUUGAAGAGCCAAACAAAAUUCCUGAAGAUGACAUAAAUCAAAUAUAUUUAAAUAAGAAAAUUUAUCCUUUUGAUCUAAACGAGAUGCCUGAGGAUGAAGAAUUGGAAGUUUAA
This is a messenger RNA of Meloidogyne enterolobii, 597 nucleotides long. Lineage: Eukaryota; Metazoa; Nematoda; Chromadorea; Rhabditida; Meloidogynidae. The record is from the annotation of a GenBank genome assembly.